GAAUCUGUCCUUUAUCAGUGGAACGAAGCACUCUUUACUCGGAGAACUGACACAUGGAAACCGAUGAAGGAAGGUCUUUCGAAUUGUCAACGUUCUGACGUUGAAGUGGUCGGCUUCAAGAAGGCAAGAAACAACGAAAAAGAAACACCCGGUGGAAGUAGUGGAAAAGCGAAGCUCCGACGACCGUCUGAACCGAACAAAUGGAAAAGGACACCGAAGAGAAAAGAAAAUAUAAAAUCCAUUCCAGUUGCCAUUAAAAAUUCUUGA
Molecule: messenger RNA, 267 nt
Organism: Anisakis simplex (herring worm)
Lineage: Eukaryota; Metazoa; Nematoda; Chromadorea; Rhabditida; Anisakidae
Source: the annotation of a GenBank genome assembly